Messenger RNA from Austrofundulus limnaeus, 4285 nucleotides. RefSeq names its product multiple C2 domains, transmembrane 1a (gene mctp1a). Gene Ontology annotation, molecular function: calcium ion binding. Gene Ontology annotation, cellular component: synaptic vesicle membrane. Gene Ontology annotation, biological process: regulation of neurotransmitter secretion. The record is from RefSeq and is a predicted model, not a curated record. NCBI's taxonomy places the organism in Eukaryota, Metazoa, Chordata, Actinopteri, Cyprinodontiformes, Rivulidae.
GAGGCGCAGCACAGCCCUCGUCCUCUAAGAAUUAAUGUGCAAGUUUGGAGUCAAACAUCGUGAGCAGAGCAGAGACAACCAAGCGCAGCAUCUUUUUUAAAUACGCGUUUUUUUCCCACAUUAUUGUUAUUAUUUCCCCCCCACAGAAGUGACCAUAAGUGCUCCAACUUUACACCUGAGGUGAGAGCAAACUUUAGAUAUUUUGAUUGUCUGCACAGCGACAUCAGCCUUUCUGCACGCUUCCUUUUAGGAUCAGCAGCCCUCUUCUAGUCACUGUGCGUCUCCUUGGUCUUGGCGCCGUAAAUUUAAGCAUCAGUGGGAGCGCGCACACAGUCUGCAGCAGCCCAAACUCACAUCCCUCCACCACACCACGGAGCGGGCUCAGGCUGGCUGGCUGCUGCACCGGGACCAUGGAGCAAAAAUCACCCAAAGCUGAGGGCUCCGCCAAGAGACACGAGUCUGUGUCCUACCAGCGCAGGAUGUGGAAGAAUUUCCAGGAGAAAACCAAGCCGUGGCUCAGUCCCAAACUGGGAUCGGAGCGCCGCGGCGCCUCCGGGGGCGCGGAGGGCACCAAGAAGGAAUCCGGUUUGUGGAUGUUCAAAAGAAAAAAGAAACAGCUGGACCGGGUGUUCUCGUCGUCGCAGCCGAACUUGAGCUUCGAGGGGGAGAAGUGCGCCGCCGGAGGAGUCGAGGCGGCCGCCGGAGCGAUGAGCUCCGACGGGCAGCCUUAUUUGCUCUGCGCGGCUUCGGGGGCCACGGGCAGCAAACCCGAGCUGACGGCCCACGGGAGCCCCAAACUCCUCGCGUCCCAGCUGGUGAUCCACCAGCAGAAGAGCUCCUCUCUGGGCUCGGCGUGCUUCGAGAGGCUGGUGGUGGAUCCCACCGCCGCGGUGCUGAUGGGAGAGGAGGAGCAGCUGCGUAAAAACGCGAGCGAUUCUGGCAUCAGCAUUGUGGCGUCUAGUAAUGCUGAGUCCCAGCCUCAGCCUCCAUGUCCAGCCAUGUACCAGUUGGAUAUUGUUCUUAAGAAAGGGAAAAACCUCGCCAUUCGAGAUCGAACAGGGACCAGUGACCCAUAUGUGAAGUUUAAAAUAGCGGGGAAAGAGGUGUUCAGAAGCAAAACCAUCCAUAAAAACCUGAACCCAGUGUGGGAUGAGAGAGUGAGCCUCCUGGUGGAAACUCUGAGAGAUCCUCUUUAUGUCAAGGUGUUUGACUAUGACUUUGGACUUCAGGAUGAUUUCAUGGGGUCAGCAUAUCUCUAUCUGGAGUCUCUGGAACAUCAGAGGACACUGGACGUGACCCUGGACCUGAAGGACCCACAGUAUCCUGAACAGAACCUGGGCACCCUGGACCUUGCUGUCACCCUGUCGCCAAAAGAGGGAGACGUGAAAGAUGCUACCAUGCUUUUGGGGAGAAACUGGAAACGAUCCAGUAAGUAUCAGAGCAUGCGUCUCUCAGAUGUGCACAGAAAAGCCCAGCUCUGGCGAGGGAUCGUCAGCGUCAGUCUGAUCGAAGGCCGUGGCCUGCAGCCCAUGGACGCCAAUGGCCUCAGCGACCCCUAUGUCAAAUUCAGGAUGGGCCACCAAAAGUACAAGAGCAAGACAAUUUCCAAAACACUAAACCCCCAGUGGAGGGAACAGUUUGAUUUCCACUUGUACGAUGAGCAAGGGGGUUUUGUGGACAUCACAGUCUGGGACAAAGACGCUGGCAAGAAGGAUGACUUCAUGGGAAGGUGUACCAUCGACCUGUCGCUUCUUAGUAAAGAACACACACACAAAUUGGACAUGCCACUGGAGGAAGGGGAAGGAGUUCUGGUGCUUCUGGUCACCCUCACUGCCUCUGCCGCCGUUUCCAUCUCCGACCUGUCCGUCAACAUGCUGGAUGAUCCGCAGGAGAGACACCAGAUCAUGCAGAGAUAUAGUCUCUGGAGGUCAUUCCACAACUUGAAAGAUGUCGGCGUGGUGCAGGUGAAGGUCAUCAGAGCCGAGGGACUCAUGGCAGCAGAUGUGACAGGUAAAAGUGACCCGUUUUGUGUGGUGGAGCUGAGUAAUGAUCGGCUGCAGACCCACACUGUUUACAAAAAUCUCAACCCUGAGUGGAACAAGGUCUUCACUUUUAAUAUCAAGGACAUCCACUCGGUCCUCGAGGUCACCGUUUACGACGAGGACCGAGACAGAAGCGCCGACUUCCUGGGGAAAGUGGCUAUUCCUUUACUAAAUAUCCAAAAUGGAGAACGCAAAGCCUACGCCUUGAAAAGCAAGGAGCUGACAGGGCCAACAAAAGGGGUCAUCUUUCUCGAAAUAGACGUGAUUUUUAAUGCUGUGAAGGCUGGUCUUAGGACGUUGACUCCCGUCGAACAAAAGUACAUCGAGGAGGAGCCUAGAGUGUCCAAACAGCUGCUUUUACGCAACUUCAACCGAGUUAGACGCUGCAUCAUGUUUCUGAUCAACGUGGGCUGCUACAUCAACAGCUGCUUCGAAUGGGACUCUCCGCAGAGGAGCAUCUGUGCUUUUGUGAUCUUUGUCAUCGUUGUUUGGAACUUUGAGAUUUAUAUGAUUCCUCUGGCUUUGCUGCUGCCGCUGGCCUGGACCUACAUCCUUAUCGCGUCGGGGAAGGAUACAAGACAAGAUGUUCAAGCGGUGGAAGACCUGCUGGAAGACGAGGAUGAGGAUUUUGACAAAGAUGACAAGGACUCAGAGAAAAAGGGCUUCAUGAACAAGCUUUAUGCCAUUCAGGACGUGUGCAUCAGCGUGCAGAAUGCACUGGAUGAAGUGGCCUCCUAUGGCGAGAGGAUAAAGAACACCUUUAACUGGACUGUGCCUUUCUUAAGCUGGCUUGCGAUUGUGGCUCUCGGAGUGGCCACCGUCAUCAUUUAUUUCAUACCUCUUCGGUUCAUUGUUCUGCUCUGGGGUGCAGUACCGAGAGCUGAAACUGGAUCCCAAUCCCAGUCCAAAUAAAAGGAAGAAAAACAACCCCGGGUAGAUCACUGCGUCCACCCACGGACUCCUUUCUUCUUCUCUUUUCUCCUGCUGGUCUAACGUUGGACACUGAGGAGAGGAGUAGCUCGACAUAACCUUCCAUUUUUUAAAUUUUCCAUUUUAGUCUCCUAAUUUAUAUUUCUGCUUUUUAUUUCUGAUGGUUACAGUUCCCAAAAAUGUCAUUUUUGUGUGAGACAAGAUACAAGAAAACUCUUAAGUUAUUCAAACAUUGGCAAUAUAUACGAGGUGUACAGGAUGACUUUCACAUCAGGCUGUGAACUCACUUCUCUUCUUCACUCUGACAGCAGAGAUGACAACUUUUUAUUGUUCUAGUAAGUACCAAACAAGUAAAAUUAGACAUUUUUCACUGCAGCAAGAGAGAAUUCUGCUCAUCCACAUUAUUAGAAACACAGGCCUUAAAUUCUGUAACACAACUUAUAAUUUAUUUAGCUUGUACUAUAUUUAUGAGACCGUUUUGGUAAAAUGUUUUUAUAUUUUCUAAUUGUUUUUGUACUGAAGCGAUGUUUGUUUUCAUCCCCUCUUGUUAAUGAUGUUAUGUUCACUGGCAGUUUUGGAUUGUCUCCACUUAACUCGGCUAGCCAAGUUGAUUUGCAAAAAUACGGCGGUAGCCUCCAGAUAUGUUUCUCUGCACAAAUGGAAACAGGAUAUGGGCUUGCUGGGGUAUCUGUCUGUGCUUUAAUACAGGAGCCAAAUAAACUUCUCUCAAAUCUCCGAAAACAAAGACAAAACAAUCUGACCAACCACCUGCAGGAUCAUCGAGUAUCCGAUGUUACACCUGAUCCCUGCUAGAUGUGCAGAUAAGUCAUUACUUCUGUGGCACAUUUAAAAACAAACAUAUCAAGAAAACCAAAGGGAUAAUUAAAUAAAUGUAAAUUAUCAUGUACAGAUAUUCUGCUUACCUGAAAACCAGUGAAAAGAAAUGGGUUUUAAGUAUAUAUUUAAAAUGACUAAUUGACUGAGCAGUUCUAAUUUUUAGCAUAAACUGCUUGAUAGAUUUGGGACUACACCCAAAUAGACUCUAACACCUCUGUUUUUGAGUCUGGACCUAGAAAUGUUCAAAAGCAACUGAUUUGAAGACCUCAACGUUUUGGCUGGAGUGUAAAUGGUGUACAGGUUCUGACUGGAAAUGUGUCAUACCAUUAAGACUCUUAAAAACAAGCUGUAUAAUUUAAACUACAUUUUAAAAUGCAUAGGAGGUGCAAGGCCAGUAGAGGACCAACAUAAUGAGUUUAGUAACCCUCAUGAAAGAUGUUAUAAUGGGAUGAGUUUGUGUCACAUUAAAAAAAAAA